Messenger RNA from Closterium sp. Naga37s-1, 2382 nucleotides. Lineage: Eukaryota; Viridiplantae; Streptophyta; Zygnematophyceae; Desmidiales; Closteriaceae. The record is from the annotation of a GenBank genome assembly.
AUGAACGGUCCGGAUCGCAACAGCGACGCGUACUACACGUAUUUGGACGCCGUGGAUCGACUGAACGGUGCAGUGCGGUUCAUUGAGGAGGAGCUGCGCAAUGGGCGGUACCUGAUCGCGAGGGCCAUGGAGAACGUGAAGGCGGACUUCCACGGGCUGCUGGCGGACAGCAGGUGUGCAGAGGCGUGGGGGGUGCGGAUGAGGGGUGGGGGAGGGGGUUGGGGGGAGGAGGGUGGGGGAUGGGGGGGCGGGGUGGGAGGGGGAAAUGUCAAGGCGGACUUCCACGGGCUGCUCGCGGAUAGCAGGUGUGCGGAGUGGUUGGGGGUGCGGAUGAGGGGUGAGGAACGGUGGUCAGCGGUGGAGGGUGGUUGGUAUGGGGACCUUCACAGACGGGCGGUACCUGAUCGUGAGGGCCAUGGGGAAUGUCAAGCAGGGGGGGGAGACGGACAGCAGAAGGGGGAGGCGGACAGCAGGGGGGGAAGUGAACAGCAGGUGGGGGAGGCGGACAGCAGGGGGCGAAGUGAACAGCAGGUGGGGGAGGCGGACAGCAGGGGGGGAAAGGGGACAGCAGGUGGGGGAAAGGGGACAGCAGAUGGGGGCGGGAAACAGCAGGUGUGGGGAGGGGAUCAGCAGGUGGGGGGAGGGGAACAGCAGGUGGGGGGAGGGGAACAGCAGGUCGGGAGGCUGCACAUCCCAUGUGCCUCUGCAUCUCUUUGCCUCCCUUGCCGCCAAUCCCCCACCAAUCCCUUGACUCUUGACGCGUUUAACCCCCCGCCUAUCCCAUCACACCCGUCUGGUUUUGAGACCCUCUUUCCGGACCUGGACGAGCUUCGGGAGGCGAUGCUGUCAGAGGAGUCGCCGGACCAGAUCACGCCCCCUGAGAUGAUCGCCGAGGCUGCGCUGCCGAAGCUGCACGCCAUGGCUCGGCGGCUGGUGGAGAACAAUUGUGCGACCGACUGCACUCGUGCUUACAAGGAGAAGCGGGAGGCCGCACUAAGGAGGAAUUUCCAGCGGCUGGGCGUGCAGACGAUGACCAAGGCAGAGAUCCACAGCACGCCCUGGCCCCAGCUGGAGGAGCGGAUGAGACGGUGGAGCGAGCACAUGCACAUCGGGAUGAUUCUGGUGGCGGGGGAGAGGGAGGCGUGUGACGAGGUGUUUGACGGGCUGGACCCGUGCGGAGAGCAGUGCUUUGUGGACCUCUCGCGCUCCUCCAUGCUGCUGCUCGCCGGCUUUGGCGAGGCCGUGAGCGAGAUCAAGAAGACGCCCGAACGCCUCUUCUCCUUCCUCGACAUGUACGAGACGACUCUCGACCUCAAGUGCACGGUGGAUGAGCUAUUCAAGGGGCCUGAGGGGGAGAUGAUGAGAAGGGAGUACCAGCACCUGCUUAAGACCCUCGGGCAGGCCGCCAGAGCGACGUUUGAAAAGUUUGAAGAGGCGGUGAAGGCACCGCCGACGCCAGAGGAGGGUGGGCCGGGAGGAGGAGGGGGGUAUCCCGCUCUUGCCAGCCCUACUGCCAGCGAGAGUGGGAGAGGCGGAGGGUUCGGGCGGAGUGAGCUGCGCGGAGGGGGGCUGCUGGGCCGGCUGAAGAAGAUGAUGCACAAGGGCGAUGACUCAGCGAGUGAGGUGGCGUCGAUGACGUCCACGUCAGCAGCUGCCGCCCACUCCACAGGGGACAUCCACCCAAUCACGAGCUACGUGGUCAACUACCUGCUGCUGCUCUGCAACAGCGAGUUGCCCUAUUUCCAAAUACUCGAGUGUGUGUUUGAGGAUAUGGUCAGCAACGCCAGCGACUCAGCAGCCAGUAUCGUGACGCCACGUGUGCAGGGCCGGCUGGCCUUCGCCGCCGCCCGCAUCGUGGAUGCACUAAAGACGAACCUCGGGCAGCGGGCGGUGGUGCUACGAGACGAAACGCUGGCGGAGCUUUUCAUGAUGAACAACCUGGCCUACGUUCUCACUAAGAUUGAUGCGUCUGAUGCCGGGCGGCUGCUUGGUACGGCAUGGAUCGGCACAUAUGGAGCGAUGGUGGACAAUCACAGGGACAAAUUCAUCAUGCACACACUCGCUAAGUUCGAUGUGGUGUUCUCCUCAGAUGACCGUCUGGACUCCGCCUCCCUCGUCAAGCGCCUCAAGACAUUCAACAUCAUCCUGGAGCAAAUGAGGCAGCGCCACAUGGCAUGGACCAUCACCAAUCGCGAACUGCGCGCACACGUCAAGGCCAAGACCCUCUCAGGCCUGCUGGACAAAUACCGCGAGUUCAUCAUCCGACACGGCAACAUUCUACGCAACCAGCGCUCGCUGGACGUGCGGGUGCUGGCGUGUGAGGAGGUGGAGACGAUGCUUGCAGAUUCCUUCAGCAGCGGGCCUGUGGGAAAACACAAGUGA